Molecule: messenger RNA, 399 nt
Organism: Fusarium proliferatum ET1
Lineage: Eukaryota; Fungi; Ascomycota; Sordariomycetes; Hypocreales; Nectriaceae
Exons: 1
Coding region: 1-399 (132 amino acids)
Source: RefSeq, a predicted model, not a curated record
AUGCCCUUCAACUACCACCCGCAACAAGUCAACAAUGUAUUGGGUCGAGCCAUUCUCGAGUGCUUGAGCAUGCUGAACGUGUAUCAUAAUAUCGUCAUGAAAAAUACGAUACAAAUUGAGAAUGCGUUGCUUUUCAAUGCCUCAACAUGGGCCGCGAUGCAUACGACGCAACUGGUGUCCCCAAGCCACUGCCCCUCACCAAACGAGGCUUUCUCACUCGGCUCACAUACACUACUCAUCAACCAACCAGAUACAGCUGUCCACUAUGAGUUAGCUCUCAGUGGAAAUGAUUGCACCUUCAUGGACUAUUGCCAACCUGCAACGACACAUGAGGAACAUCAGGAGAACGGAUUCAUCCACCUGAAAGCCUUCGUCGCACGAGGCCGCUUCUUGGACUGA